This is a messenger RNA of Priapulus caudatus, 994 nucleotides long. RefSeq names its product glycoprotein 3-alpha-L-fucosyltransferase A-like. Lineage: Eukaryota; Metazoa; Priapulida; Priapulimorpha; Priapulimorphida; Priapulidae. The transcript is spliced from 2 exons. Gene Ontology annotation, molecular function: alpha-(1->3)-fucosyltransferase activity. Gene Ontology annotation, cellular component: membrane. Bases 49 to 606 code for a protein of 185 amino acids. The record is from RefSeq and is a predicted model, not a curated record.
GGCGCACUACGUGGCUAAGUUGCUACGAUUCUGUCAGGGUGGACAUUUAUGGACUUUUGCAGUCCUAAACAGAAGGAGUGCAUACGCACCCCGGGCUCUAAACUGGCGAUUACAGAAGACUGCACGGCUAAUGUGGUAUCUAACUACAAGUUCUACCUAGCCUUCGAGAACUGCAACUGCAGGGAAUACAUAACGGAGAAGUUCUGGAGGAACGCCCUGCAGACCAACUCCGUUCCCAUAGUGAUGGGGGCGCCACGCGAGGAUUUGCGGCGCUUCGCUCCUCCCGGCUCCUACAUACAUGUCGACGACUUCGAAACAGUUGAACAGCUGGCAAACUACCUACAGGAACUGGACGCCGACGAUGUGGCCUACAGUAGAUACUUCAGGUGGAAGCAACUCGGUGAAGUGUUUAUGAUGCCGAGAGAUGCAUACUGUAGGUUGUGCGAAGCAUUGCACGACGCGAAUGCACCUGUGCAAUGGUACGACCAUAUCGACUACUGGUGGAGUAAAACAGACUGCGUUGCUCCCCAUAAGGAUAUUGAUGAAGAAACUGGCAUGGGACUGAGAAAUGAUCCGAAUAAAUUCAAAAUAUCAGCACCUAAGUGAUGCAUGGCGUCUUCGCGUAGAUUUUCCAAAAAUAAUCUUGCCUAUGGCUACGUAUAUCGACGGUGGAAGAUUCUAAAAAACACCAGCAAUGAUAAGCAAACUAUGCUUUAACAAGUGUAGCCGCGACUGUGUUACAUUUGGUGGCUUAAUCAACAUUUGAUUUUUAGAUUGCAGACCGUGCAGUGACGUUCUCCUUAGGCUCACCACGCUUCCUUAACAUAUGCAGCAGACAUAUACGUUGCCUUAUGAUAAUAUUGGGUAUUCCCUAACCAUCUGCGAUAUUUCACUGGUUUUUAAUGAAAUUCAUAUAAUAAAGCGAUAUGGCGUCAAAUCUUAUAGACGUUGAGUCUGCAACUCACGCAGCAGACAUUUGUCGGAAUACGACAGA